CGCUCUCUUCUGCUACCAAAACCCUCGUCCAGACCCUUGCAAUUUUCAGAUUCAAUUUCUUCUUUUGGAUUUCAGGCAUGGCAAGAACGGCGAUCGUUGGAUUGGUUCGAUCACAAGCCGCUCAUCAUCUUCGGUCCAAAGCCUUCCAGCCAGGUUACAGCUCCUGUCAUCUUCAAAGGUUUCAACACUUCACAAGUGCUAAAACCAAUUUCAGCUCCCCCUCGUUUCUGGUCCCUUCCCAUAAACAAUGGGCAUCAUACUCCUUCACAGCAAAAGACGACAACAAAAUAAGCAUCGGACCUAACAGAAGAGAAGCAGCAGUAGACACUAACGAAAAGAAGGAUGGUACAGUCGUGUACGAUGGCCCAAUCUCAAGCACGAUCAAGAAAGUGAAACUCCUAUCACUCUCCACCUGCUGCCUGUCAGUCUCUCUUGGCCCCGUGAUAACCUUUAUGACUUCGCCAGACAUGAACGUUAUACUGAAAGGGGCGGUUGCUUCUACAGUUAUUUUCUUAAGUGCUUCAACAACAGGAGUCCUUCACUGGUUUGUUAGUCCUUAUAUUCAUAAACUGAGAUGGCAACCGGGCUCUGACAGUUUUGAAGUUGAGAUGAUGUCUUGGUUAGCUACUUUUAUACCGAGCACGAUUAAGUUUGCUGAUAUCAGGUUGCCAGAAACAAACAGGCCUUUCGUGACGUUUAAAGCGAAUGGGAAGUUUUAUUUUGUCGAUGCUGAUCAUUGUCAUAAUAAGGCUUUGUUGGCUAGAUUAACACCACAGAAGGCUCCUACUCAAGAGUCUGCUUUCAAGAACCUGUAGUUUUCGAAGAUUUUGUGGGUAAGCGGUUUGGAUCUAUCUUAAUAAAAGAGGGAAGAGUUGUCUCUGCCUUGUUUUGGGUGAAAUUUUACGCUGAAUGAUUUCAUACUGCCAUAUUUCAUAUCUAUAACCAGUUUCAAUUUUAUGUACUCUUUAACAAUUUUUUCCUUU
Impatiens glandulifera is the source of this 983-nucleotide messenger RNA. RefSeq lists its product as uncharacterized. Lineage: Eukaryota; Viridiplantae; Streptophyta; Magnoliopsida; Ericales; Balsaminaceae. The transcript has 2 exons. The record is from RefSeq and is a predicted model, not a curated record. Gene Ontology annotation, cellular component: mitochondrial membrane. Gene Ontology annotation, biological process: mitochondrial proton-transporting ATP synthase complex assembly. The coding region runs from base 78 to 815 and encodes 245 amino acids.